Eruca vesicaria subsp. sativa (arugula) is the source of this 744-nucleotide messenger RNA. The record is from the annotation of a GenBank genome assembly. NCBI's taxonomy places the organism in Eukaryota, Viridiplantae, Streptophyta, Magnoliopsida, Brassicales, Brassicaceae.
AUGGGCAAACCGGAGAGGAAAGUCAGAGAGAAAACAUGCUCUUCGCCCUCUUAUCUUCUUCGCUGUUUUGGUAUUUCUUGGAAGAUACACUCACACAAACAAACGCUAGAGGAUGGUCACGAGAACAAGAAGAAAACGAGGAGUCGUUGGUUUUCUCGAGCGAAAGCAUUCCGUGUGAAAAAAACCUGCGAGAUCACAACCACGACGAUUGGUGAGACGAAGAAACAUAACUUGAUUACUGAAGAUGAUAAGCAAAACCUGUUUCGGGUGAUACGUCAAGUUACUGAUCCGAAGAACAUAACUGCCGUUGGGCAUGAAACUAAAGAGAAAAACACUAGUCAGCAAAGAGACAUAAACCCGGAACCGUUGACUUUGUCAGGAUACGACAUGUGUUACGAACAGGCAUCAGUUCGUGUCGUUCGUGUCGGUAAACUCGAACCGACUAAACCUUUUGGGUCCGGGUCAAAGCGGGAGAAGUCUUCACGGGUCAAGAAAGCGUCGCGGGUUGACCCGUUAAUUGGAAUAUCAAUCAUAAUGCUAACGCUAGUGAUCAUGUUGAUGUGGGGACGUUUGUGUGCGAUUCUUUGUACGUGUACUUGGUGUUACUUUCUACCUCGUCUCAAACGCAAACGCAAUGGUGGCGGUAAAACUGAACGCAAAGAUGAUUUGGAUUUGAACUCACCAGCUUAUAAGAAAAAAAUCGUUUUGGAAGGAUUUCUGAUACGACAGCAACGUCGUGUUUAG